CCCUCCGUCCUUCCCUCCCUCCCUCCAUCCUCUCCGCCGCCGAGCCGGCCGGGGAGGCGACACCCGAGGGCUCGGCACGGUGCUGGCGAAGCGGGAGCCGCCGCCAGCAGCAGCAACAGCAGCAGCAGCAGCAGCGGGGCACAUGGCAUGCCUGAUGGCGGCUUUCUCCCUGGGCACCGCUCUGAACGCCAGCAGUUCUGCCUGCACGAUGGCCGAGCCGAAGUCAGUGUGCGUUUCGGUGGAUGAGGUGGUCUCCAAUGGCACAGAUAACCAAGAUGUUCGACUGAUGAAUGGACACUUAAAAAAGGUGGACAAUACUCUGACAGAAGCUCAUCGUUUCUCCUACCUGCCACGCAGACCAGCUGUAAACAUUGAAUUUAAAGAACUCUCAUAUUCCAUCCAAGAAGGGCCAUGGUGGAGGAAGAAAGGUUAUAAGACCCUUUUGAAAGGAAUUUCAGGGAAGUUCAGCAGUGGAGAACUUGUUGCCAUUAUGGGUCCUUCGGGAGCUGGGAAGUCAACACUCAUGAACAUUCUGGCAGGAUACAGAGAGACAGGCAUGAAGGGAGAAAUUCUCAUCAACGGACAGCCUCGUGACCUGCGCUCUUUUCGCAAAGUCUCCUGCUACAUCAUGCAAGAUGACAUGCUCCUUCCUCAUCUGACUGUCCAAGAAGCUAUGAUGGUAUCUGCUCAUCUGAAACUUCAAGAGAAAGAUGAAGGAAGAAGAGAAAUGGUAAAGGAAAUAUUGACAGCCCUCGGUUUGCUAACGUGUGCCAAUACAAGGACUGGAAGUCUUUCUGGAGGCCAGAGAAAGCGUCUUGCCAUUGCUUUGGAGCUGGUGAACAAUCCUCCUGUCAUGUUUUUUGAUGAACCAACCAGCGGCUUGGAUAGUGCAUCAUGUUUUCAGGUUGUCUCGCUGAUGAAGGCUUUAGCUCAGGGUGGCCGGUCCAUCAUCUGCACGAUUCACCAGCCCAGUGCUAAACUGUUUGAGUUGUUUGAUCAGCUCUAUGUUUUAAGUCAAGGUCAAUGCAUUUACCGUGGCAAAGUAUUAAAUCUAGUCCCAUACCUGAGAGAUUUGGGGUUGAAUUGCCCAACCUACCACAAUCCAGCAGAUUUUGUUAUGGAAGUUGCAUCAGGUGAAUAUGGAGACCAGAACAGCCGGCUGGUAAGGGCAGUACGGGAGAGGAUAUGUGACACAGACUACAAGAGAGAUGGUGGUGGUGAGAAUGAGUUGAAUCCCUUCCUCUGGCACCGGCCCUCUGAAGAGGAUUCCUCAUCCACAGAAGGCUGCCACAGCUUCUCCGCCAGCUGCCUAACCCAGUUCUGUAUCCUCUUCAAAAGAACUUUUCUCACCAUCAUGAGGGAUUCAGUCCUGACGCACUUGCGUAUCACCUCACACAUUGGAAUUGGCCUGCUCAUUGGCUUGCUCUACUUAGGCAUUGGCAAUGAAGCUAAGAAAGUCCUCAGCAAUUCCGGCUUCCUCUUUUUUUCCAUGUUGUUUCUUAUGUUUGCUGCGCUCAUGCCAACUGUCCUUACAUUUCCUCUUGAGAUGGGAGUAUUUCUGAGAGAGCAUCUGAACUACUGGUACAGCCUGAAAGCCUACUAUCUUGCCAAAACGAUGGCGGAUGUUCCUUUUCAGAUCAUGUUUCCUGUAGCUUACUGCAGCAUCGUCUACUGGAUGACUUCGCAGCCAUCUGAUGCACUCCGAUUUGUCCUCUUUGCAGCCUUGGGAACCAUGACAUCCCUGGUGGCACAGUCACUAGGUCUUCUCAUCGGUGCAGCCUCUACAUCCCUCCAGGUGGCCACUUUUGUGGGGCCAGUUACUGCCAUCCCAGUGCUUCUGUUCUCUGGGUUUUUUGUCAGCUUUGAUACCAUCCCAACAUACCUCCAGUGGAUGUCCUACAUUUCCUAUGUCAGAUAUGGCUUCGAAGGAGUGAUUCUCUCCAUCUAUGGACUGGAUCGAGAAGACCUGCAUUGUGACAAAGACGACACUUGCCAUUUUCAAAAAUCAGAGGCCAUUCUGAGAGAACUGGAUGUAGAAAAUGCCAAACUUUACCUGGACUUCAUCGUUCUUGGAAUUUUCUUCAUCUCUCUGCGCCUAAUUGCCUAUUUUGUUCUCAGAUACAAAAUCCGAGCAGAGAGGUAAAGGAAAAACGGCUAAAAUGAUAGAGUAGGAAGAUCUUUAGACAUGCAAUAGAGGGCUCUUGACAUUGUCUCACUGUGGCAGGCCCGUCUCCAGUGCCCAGCUAGAUGCUGUUAUGACCUAGCCCAUAGAGAACCACAUUGGGAUAGAGGACAUAUAGUGUUAAGCCAAUCAGUCCAGCUGGGUUGGGUCAUGUUUUUAUUACACUUUCUAGCUUUAACUAGGAAGAAGAAAUAGAAGGGAAUUUUACAACACAGAAUAUCGAUACUGAGACAGUGUAACUGUAAUAAAAAAAAAAAAAUGGUUGUAGGAAAUUUCCUUAUGAAAACCAAUCAUGCGACAUGGUAAUACUAGUCCUGGUAGCCAGAAUUGUAUAAUGUCAUUAUAAGUGACAAGGUAAUGAGAUGCAAAAUGGGGAAUGCAAAGAAAAUAGGAUUCUCUCAUCUUUUUAAAUUCAGAGUUUCAUCUUUGCAGUUUUAUAUGUAUUAUUUUGCAGUUAUUUUCCACAGAACUACCCCUUCUGGCCAAAAGUCUGUAAAUGUAAUAAUUAAUAAGGAAAAGAUACCUUUUUAACAUUGACACUUUUUAAAAACAAAAAAAAAAUCUAUAAUUAUUCAAGUCAUUAUUUUUGUUUGUGUCUAAAUUUAGAAUUUUGGUGCUUUACUUGUCGAGCUGGUCUCAUAUCUGAAAAUCUUAAUGUUAGGAGGAAAAGGCAGAUUCGGAGUCUGCACUGAACCUGUGGUCUGUAUGUGGAAGCAACAAUAGAUAGCACAGACAUAUUCAAGCUACUGCUGAAUGAUUGAAAAUAUGUUAUUUGCAGUGUCUUUUAAAUCCUAAAUGUUUGUUGUAUUGAAAAUACUGACUCUGCUCAUUAUCCGUUUGAUCUACCUCUCGUGAAUGAAAAGAUCAAAGCACUCCAAUGCUCUUUUUUUCUUAAAUUAUGAAAGCAGAAUCUAUCCCUAAAGCCUGAGCAAGGUCUAUCCACAGCUCAAAGCUUGGGGCAUGGUGUUAAACCACUAGUGACUGCCUCCUGCGGCAGCAUUUAAAAUACCUGUAACCCACUACGUGUAGGAGUCUCCUCAAAAUAUGCAAAGGGCCUUGUAAUAUUGCAGGGUUAAUUAUACCAAGCAGUUCUGUUCUCAUCCCGAUGUCUACGUGCGUGACAUGGGAAUUAACACCGGUGAAACCAUUGCAAGAGGCAUGCAUUUGUUCUGCAUAUCUCACCUUUGUAAACUUGGCAGGGGAAAUUUUGACUCCAAAUCGAUGUGAAUUUUGUCACUGAUUUUCCCGGGUUUGGAUUGGCAACCCAGAAUGACAGCAUGGGACCAAUGCCCAUGUUGGACAUCCUGGUAAACAUCUGUGUGAAUUCCACUACCUUCUGCAGUUACUGUGUGUUUUACCUUAGUGUCACAGACAUCCAAACCAGAAGUACGCGUUCUAUAAAUGCAUUAUUCCUAUCGGGACACUGAGGUCUUGUAGAUUGGAAGCAGCUCGGUGACAGCAAACCACUCAGGAGCUCAGCAACUCGUGACAGACUAGUUGAAGAGAGAGACCUUGUGCAUCUGCUGGCCACCAACAGUCACAGCUCACAGUCUGGCUUUGAGGACUCCAUGACCACAUCUAAAUUAGCAAACUAAAUAGUUCCAGGGCCUGGUCUCUGUUCUUUAGGCUAGAUUUCACAGUCUGCCUUUGUCUGUCCUGUUAAUCCUCAGACAGCUGGGGCUACCAGGAACAAUCCCUGCACUGUACUAACUUUUAAACAGUGCCCAAACACUGUCUGGAAAAGCUCAGGUUGUGCUGAGCCACAGCUCCACUACUUAGCAGUGAAGGCAAUUGUUUUCCUGGCCCAUGCCCAGGCUCUAUUUUAUUUGCUGGUACAGACACAGACUGUGCGUAUCUAUUAAGCUCAGAAUGCUUGAAUUAAGCCAGUCUUCUAGGCUGAAGUCAGGUCACUUGUAUUAGGAAGGUCAGCUGAACUUUCCCUGGAAAUAGGUCGAUCUGCGAAAAUAAGGUCAAUCUUUACUGUAAAAAAAAAAAAAAAAAAGGACAAGAAAAACCCUCCUUGUCCAACCUCUCUGCAUGUUUUUGUUGCUUUUUUUUUUUUUUCCCCCACAAAAUAUCCCUGAAGCCUGUAGAGCUUUUAUACAGCUCUGCAGCUUUUCCAGGUGUAUUCACAAUCAGGCAUGGGCCUCCAUGGCUGUCAGAUAGGAGAAAUUAAGAACUUUGACUAUUCUAGGUAAUAAUCAUAACUGUGAACAGUUUUUAAACAAGUCACAAAUCCCUUGUUCCCCUGAAAUCCCUUGGCACAAUGUGCCUUGAUUAUUUUAAGACUCUCAGAAUAUUUGUGAGUAUUUCAGGUGGUUGCUGUUUGCAAACAGAUACAGGACUAUGUUUGCCAGAUUAUUCUUUCGUUGCACACUGCUGGUCCAGCUGUGAGCUAGCUGAGUACGAAAGUGCAACAUCCACAGCAUGAAAUAAAUUCAGGGUUUGAUUUGCUUUUAUCAACACCAUUUACCAAAUAGCACACUGAGGAUCUCUUGAAACUUACCAAGUGAAAUCACUUUGCUGAUAAAACUGGUACUUCACCACUCUCAGCUUAGACAAGGGUAUUGCUGUCUCCUCCCAGCUAGACCAAUUUAGCAGUAGGAGCUCUUUGGAUCCUGUCUUGUUAUCUGUGCCUGCUCCUGUGUUUGUAGGCUUAUUUUACCUCUUUAGUCUGCAACAUUCCUGUACUGUAAGUUUGUAUUGCGUUACAGUAGCCAAAAGUCUGGUUCUCCAUGGGUGUUCCUAAGAAAAUGCAUGCUUUGGACUAUUUUUGGUCACUCCUUUCUAAUUAGAUGUGCUUCUUCCCAGCCAUCUGCUGGCAGAAUUUAGCUGAAAGUUACUAUUCUAAGGAACACUUUCAGACUGUAGUAUCCCAAUAAGGAAAUAAAUGAAUUCUCUUGAAGCCAGCACUAAACAUAAAUGAGAUAAUCAUUUUUUCCCUCCUUAGUGGUAAAAUUAACUGGUAUCUCUUGCUGAUACUGUGGGACAGAAGUAUUUGAAGUCCAUCCCAGUUAUAUUUUCGUAUGCUGCAGUCUUUUAACAGAGGCUCAGCCUGGCCUUUCUCCCUUUAUAUGGAAAUAAGUUCUAGCAGGCUAGCAUUGAACACGUCCCCAUGUUAGUGGACUGAGCUUGCAUGUGCUGUGGUGUAAGCAAGCCCAUUACCAAGCUCUGGAGGCUUCGUGCUGAGACAUAAUGAGGCCAGCAGGGUUGUAAAGACUUCAAAACCUCAUUUUAUAUAGCCAUAUAUAAGUAGCCAUAAACUGGUUGAAAUCGAUGCCAUUAUCACCAUUCAAACCAGGCACAAUCUGGCUAAAAAUUGCACAAGAGGCACAAAAGUUUUCUGAAGUUCUCUUGAAGACUGACUGUGUGAUUUCUGUUGUGAUUAGUAGAAGACUUGGGCAUUCCCUUGGCUUCCUUGUUUCAUUUGGACUUAUUUGUUCCUGUUGCUUUGGUUAUUACAUGCACCAAUCAACACUUUAUGUGCUUCAGAAUUGUUAUUUUGGGGGCAGAUACUUGCAUAUAAUGUGAAAAACCCUUAAAGUUUUUAGGAGGAAUUACUUUUAUUUACAAUUAAAUAAAAGAUUUGGAAAGUAGUCUGCACUCAUAAGAAAUUGAGAAAAAUUCAUCUUUAUGGAUCAAAAGGAGUAACAAAAAUGUCUUUUAAAAAUCUGAAUUCUUAAUAUUUGGAGCCCCAAGUAUUUAUUUUAUCAUUACAGGAGAGGAAUAUAUAUGCACAUUAAAGAAAGAGAGAUGGUAUAGGUGUAAUAUAAUGAACGCUUGUGUCCAGACACCAGAUGCAUCAGAUAUCUGGGAUUUUGAUCUACUCUUUUGAACCAGAAAUUUCUUUUGAGGGGCAGAAGAGAAGGAAAAUCAAGCAGAGAUAUGAGUGUAUAUUUUCCUGCGUAUUUACUGUUGUUUUGCAUAAUUGCCUUUGUGUAAUUUUGGUAAGGAGAAAGAUCUAUUUUUUUUUCUUUCUGCACCAGAAAUGCUAAUCCAGGACUGCUUUGCAUACUAAAAAUGCCAGUGUUUAUUUGUACUUUCCAAAAUAAGCAGGAAGAGUUCUUUUUUCAGCAUUAACUUUUAACUGAAAUACAGUUUUGUUCUUUUGCCUGCUGCUCUGUGAUGAUUAACUUCAGGAACAAUAAAAAAAGGGCAGAGGGAGGGACUUAAUGUGCAGUGAUUAUGAUCCUAAACAGAGAUCCUCAGAAAAUGGGUGCGAGAAGGGUGCAGAUGGCAUGCGUGCCUCUUCCACAUUGCCUCUGCUCACUGAGCUGUAGGUCAGCCCCACUUGGUGGCUCAGUGGGAAGACAGUGACGUGGACCUGUUAAAGGUUGGACUAGGUGAUCUUAGAGGUCUUUUCCAACCUAAACGAUUCUGUGAUUUGAAGAGCAAGGAUAUUAGAAAACAUCAUGGUCAUUAAGAUAUCAGUUAUUCUUCUUCCUUUGAGAAAUGAUCUGAAAAUGAUCUUUUUGUGUGUGUCCAUUUUCCUACCAGAACACCCCGAAAGGGUGCACUUGCUCAGGAAUUACUUCCCUUUUGUUCUGUAUGGAAAACAUUAACAAGGUAGGAUAAUCACGAAGGCAUUUUGAAAAGCUGUUGGGAACUAGUCCUAGUAUCAUGUCCUUUGUAACAGUUUGUGACAGGCCGAUCAUUGCUGAGCCCAUGGCACAGGUCCUACUAAUUCUACCCCACCACACUAGAGAGUGCAAAUAUUAAUUGCGAGGUCUCACUGAAGUUAAUCAUGGGCUUUGCUAUUCCUGGACAGGGGCAGUAGCAUUUUCAGGGAUCAACUCCUGCUGUCCUGUUCCUGAAUACUUGUUCUCAUAAUACAGAGAUAGUUCACUUGGAUCCCACCGAAUGUUUUUUAUAACCCGGAUGCGUAUUACAAGUCCAGAAGCUACAGGUUGAGCCUGCAAACAUCAUGUUUGCUUUCAGUUGUGUGUAUGUUAGCACACUUCUCUUUCUGUACACAUUUCAUACAGAUUUUGCAAAAGAGUAAUGCUACCUUAGAGCAUGAAAUCUAGCUUCAAUGUUUUCAUUAUUUUGAAAUCUUUUAACGAACCGUAGCUUUACGCAGAUGUCGGUUGUAGAAGCUUCUUUUAAGAGUGUUAGGUUUCUAUUGAGACUAAUUGCAGGAACUGUAAAACAAAGGAUGACCAGUCAAAAUAUUUAUCCUUUUGCAAAAGAAAUUCCCACGACUUAGCCUGCCAGCCUGCAUUCUGUACGUUAUUUAUGCUUUCAAGGUACAUCACGAUUUUAUCGAUCCAUUUUCUUUCUUGGGGUUUCUGUACAGCUCUGGCCAUGCAAAACAAUUGCUCAUGUCCUUCUAGCUAGUUACUUGUUGUUGUCUACAUGGGUGGUUAAAAUGAGCUUCUUGGGACCAGUGCAAAGGGGUUUGAGGUGAAGCGCUGACUUUUUAGACUUCUUUGAGCUACUGAAUACCUCACGGUCUGGAUCUGAGGAUGUGCUUCUCUCCACUCUUUCAAGAAGAACAAAAUCUAAAAUGUCUUUUUAAGCAGAUUAAAAGAUGACAUGGAAAUCUUUACUUUUAAGGUUGACUUUUUUUUUUUUUUUAACUUCAGUGACAUCUGUGAUGUCUUUCUUCUUACCCCAUUUUAACUUAUUUCUGUUACCCAUUUAGCAUAAUUGUUGCACAAACUUCUUCCUCUUCCUUUAAAAAGCAGCUUUCCCACCACACAAAGUUGUUGAACAAUUCUUAAAAAUAUCGAACAAAUGCUCCUAAGUUACAGGAUAAAUACAUGAAAUUUAAGGAAAAAGAUUAUGUGAUAUAUCUGAAAAGAAAACAAGUUCUGCAGUGUAGCCAAACCUUUAUGUAUGUCAGUAAGCCUUGUGAAAUACUUUCUCUGAGUCAGUUGACCUUAUUGUGAGAUACUACCCUUGAAUCUGUAAUUGAAUUAUUUAACAUUUGUUCUUUUGUUUUUAAAGCAAGAGUCAAUGCAAGUAUCAUUCUAAAUCAGCGUGCUGAAGUGUGCAUAUUCUGUAUAUCGAAUGUCAUUGUUGUCUCUUUUUUCUGUAAUGCAUUUGCAUUACUAUGAAUCAAUUUUAUUACGCUUCUCUAGAGACUUUUGCUGCCUGCACGCUGUGAUAUAUUUGCACUGUUGUAGAUAUAUAUAUACAUAUAUGUAAUUAUAUUAUAUAAACCAUGUCUUUUUCAGGUUGCUUGUUACCUUUGUAGUUAACGCUUACUGGUACAGUGGACCUGAGUAAAAAUGUGGGAUGUGGGGCAUUCUGAUGAUAUAUGACAAUAAUAGAGAAAUCUUUGUAUAUUUCUGUAUACUUAAUACCCGUAAGAGAUUUGUAUGUGCAUUAUUUUCCAAACUAGGGCUUUGUUUUCUGAGAAUAGAGACAUUUAUGAUAAUGUAACAAAAGAAAAAUCAAAUAAAGUGUUAUUAUUUUCAGACA
Messenger RNA from Anas platyrhynchos (mallard), 8608 nucleotides. It is a transcript of the gene ABCG1, whose product is annotated as ATP binding cassette subfamily G member 1. Gene Ontology annotation, cellular component: plasma membrane. Gene Ontology annotation, molecular function: ATP binding; ABC-type sterol transporter activity; ATP hydrolysis activity. Lineage: Eukaryota; Metazoa; Chordata; Aves; Anseriformes; Anatidae. Gene Ontology annotation, biological process: cholesterol efflux; cholesterol homeostasis; transmembrane transport. The record is from RefSeq and is a predicted model, not a curated record.